GAUCUCACGUGGAUGCCAUGGGCUGCUACAGAGCCUUGAUAGCCGGGGAAUGGUAGAGGAAACACCUGGGUGCAGAGCCUUGAUAGCUGGGGAAUGGUAGAGGAAACACCUGGGUGCAAAGGCAUCAUUUUUUCACCCCUGUAAACGCGCAGUGACAUAGGUAGGAAUGGAAGAGAAGAGAGUCCUAUCCCCAUCUUGGUCUUGAGGCUUGUAUGAUUUUGGAGUAGAGCCAUCGACGUUAAACCGGCAAUGCCAGUUCCUCUUGCCCCAUAUCCAACAGCUCCAGUACCAUUUACACCACCAAAUGGUGGACAAAGCCAACUUGUUUGUUCUGGUUGCCGAAAUCUCCUUCUCUAUCCACUAGGGGCAACAUCUGUAUGUUGUGCUGUUUGCAAUGCAGUGACAGCCGUACCUCCACCUGUUUUUGAGUUUGCAACAGGAACAGAGAUGGCUCAGUUAGUCUGUGGAGGAUGUCACACCCUUCUGAUGUACAUACGUGGAGCAACUAGUGUACAAUGCUCUUGUUGUCACACUAUCAACCUGGCUCUGGAAGCAAAUCAGGUAGCACAUGUCAAUUGUGGGAACUGCCAAAUGCUGCUCAUGUACCAAUAUGGAGCAGGAUCAGUGAAGUGUGCUGUCUGCAAUUUUGUGACAUCAGUUGGGGCUUCACCAAUCACUGAGCACAAGCCUAAUAACUGAAACUCCGGAAAUCGUAAUGAUGGUAAUCUCUGACUUCCAAAACUUCAUCCACUCAUCUUUCGGCAACUGAGGCAGUAAUGCAUGUCUACGAAUGAAGACUGCUACAUAUCUAUCUUCUCUUCACCCAGAACGUGUAGAGGUUUUUCCUUUUACGAAUUCUCUUUCUCUAUUAGCCCCUACAAUAAACAGUUUUGGUGUGUUUGAGGUGUGUAGAUCAUUGUAGGAACAAUAUUCAGCUUAGAGUUGGAUGUUCAGGAUACUGCCAUUUAAUUUGGGAUGAUUGCCAGAGUGUGUUUUAUAAAGCACAAUAUGUGUCUAAAUCUUUUGUUUCUCUGUAUCAA
This is a messenger RNA of Elaeis guineensis (African oil palm), 1040 nucleotides long. Its product is annotated as protein LSD1. The record is from RefSeq and is a predicted model, not a curated record. Lineage: Eukaryota; Viridiplantae; Streptophyta; Magnoliopsida; Arecales; Arecaceae.